GCCGCUGCCAGCAGAACAGUAAAGCCCCAUGCCUGCCUGAAAGCAGCAGCACAGCGUGGGUGUAUGCCUGUCACCCGUGUCAACAGUAGAGGGAAGAAGAAGAGACGUAGAGGAGGAAACCAGAAAAUAACGCUGCAGCAGACAUGGACUUGCGGUCUGAGCUGCUUAAAUCCAUCUGGUAUGGUUUCACAGCCCUGGAUCUGGAGAAGAGCGGGAAAGUGUCCAAGUCUCAGCUGAAGGUAUUGUCUCACAACCUGUGCACAGUCUUGUGUAUUCCACAUGACCCCGUGGCUUUGGAGGAGCACUUCAGGGAUGACGAUGAUGGCCCAGUUUCCAGUCAGGGUUAUAUGCCUUACCUCAAUAAAUACAUCCUGGAUAAGGUUGUGGAAGGUUCUUUUAUUAAGGAAAACGUAGACGAGCUCUGCUGGACUCUUACUGCGAAGAAAAACUACCAGCCAGACCGAAGCAGCAGCACCAUUUUACCAGACAAAGAUGCUUUUCGUCUCUGGUGCCUUUUUAAUUUUCUCUCUGAGGACAAGUACCCUUUGGUUAUGGUUCCCGACGAGGUGGAGUACCUCCUCAAGAAAAUAUGUAUGGCUAUGAGUAUUGAGUUCAACUGUGUCGAGUUAGAGGACUUCUUCUCUCAAGACUCAGUGCAGCAGAGUGGAAUUACUGUUUGGACGUUUCUAGAGAUGAUGAACUCCGGGAAGGUAACCAGAGGAAUUGAUGCGAGCAUCAUCAGCAUGGCUAUAGAGGAAGUGUACAGGGAAAUAGUUGGUGACGUCCUCAAAGAGGGCUAUCUAUGGAAAAAAGGCCAGCUGAGGAGAAACUGGAAGGAACGGUGGUUCACCUUAAAGCCGAGCAACCUGUCCUACUACACUGGAGAGGACCGCAAGGACUGCCAAGGCAAUAUAGCCCUGGAUGAGAACUGCUGCGUGGAGGUGCUGCCAGACCGAGAUGGGAAGAGAUGCAUGUUUUGUCUUAAAACCCUCUCCAAGACGUAUGAAAUGAGUGCGUCAGACACCAAACAGCGACAGGAGUGGACUACAGCCAUUCAAACGGCAAUCAGGCUGCAUGUGGAGGGGAAGAAAUCCCUCCACAAAGAUCUGAAGCUUAAGCGACGUGAACAGCGUGAGCUUCGGGAAAAAAGGCGACAGGCUAAGGAGGAGGAGCUGCAGAGGCUGCGGGCCUUGCAGGAGGAACGGGAGCGCAAGCUGGCGGAACUGGAGCUCCUGAAGGAGGCGCAGAAGCAGGCUCAGGCUCUCCUGGAGCAGGAUGAGCAGAGGAGGCGCCAGCAACACGAACAGCUUCAGCGUGCCCUGGAGAUUCAGCUCCGUGAGGCUGAGGAGGCCCGAGUCAGUAUGCAGGCAGAGAUGGCUUUGAAAGAGGAGGAAGCAGAGAGGCAGAGGAAGAGGAUCCUGGAGUUGGAGGAGAUGCAGAAACGUUUGGAGGAGGCGCUGCAGCAAGAGAUUAAAGCCAGGCUUGAUGAGGAGGCCUUCCGCUAUGCUCAAGCAGGGUUGUUGGCUGAGGAGGAGGAUAAAAUGAAGGCUCUGAUGAACCUGCAGGAGGAACAGGAGGAGUACAUUGCGAAGACACAGAGGGAGAAGCAGGAGCUGAAGCAGGAAAUGGAGGCCAAAUCCCGGGCCCUGGAGGAGGCGCAGAGACAGCUGGAGGAGGUUCGAGCCAACCGGCACAGAGUUGACCAGGACGUUGUGGCCGCCCAGAGGAAACUUCGGCAGGCGAGCACCAACGUCAAACACUGGAAUGUCCAGAUGAACAGACUGAUGCGGCCGAUCGGACCUGGCGAGAAGAGACCAUCGCUGGGAAGCUCCUUCACGAGCUUCCAGAUCCCAACGCAGCGAGACCCCGGGCUGCGUCUCAGGAGUUCGGGAUCGGGGGAUCGGGAGGAGAGCAAAGAAAAUGUUGACAGCAGAGCUGGAUGUGAUUUAGACAAACGUCACUCUCAUGCAUCUAAUGGCGACAUGGAUAUCCCCUCUGCUGAAUCAGCUGCAACAGGAACCAUGGACGGGUUUCAACAAACUGCCCCAGAGGAGCAUGACGGGGUGAACGGCUACUGUGAGCCAAAGUGCCCCCAGGACGCAGCUGACGUCAGGUGGACGCCACCGCAGGCAGAGUCUGUAGGCUCAGACAGUUGUGGUGCGACAAGCAUCUCCGAGGUGGCAGAUCUGAAAGAGUUAAAGCGCAGGGAGAGUGAAGAUGAGGAGGAAAAGGAGGAGAAGGAGGUAGUCCCUGCUUCUAAAUACCCGAAAAGGGACCAGAAGAAGAGACGGAAAGAAGGGGAAGAUCAGGAGAACAGUGGCAACAAGAAAAACAGCAGCGCAUCAUCGAGCUACACAGACCUGUCCCAUACCUCAUCACCUUCGCUCUCAGAACAGCUGCGUUUGGGCCAAGAGGACAGCACAAGCUCCGGGAUCAGUGUGGAGUGUAAGGUCUGCGGGGACAAGGCCUCUGGCUUCCACUACGGCGUACAUGCCUGUGAAGGAUGCAAGGGCUUUUUCCGGCGUACUGUGCGGAUGAAACUGGAAUAUGAGCGCUGUGAGCGUUCCUGCAAGAUUCAGAAGAAAAAUCGUAACAAGUGCCAAUAUUGUCGCUUCCAGAAGUGCCUGUCUUUGGGAAUGUCCCACGAUGCAAUCAGAUAUGGACGAAUGCCUGAGGCGGAGAGGAAGAAGCUGGUGGCAGGCAUACUCGCAGAGGAGCUGGACGUCAGCAAACCAGGUGGCUCAGACCUGAAGACUUUAGCCAAACAAGUCAAUACAGCCUACCUGAAGAACCUCAGUAUGACCAAGAAGAGAGCCCGCAGCAUCUUGAUGGGCAAAACCAGCAGCACCUCACCAUUUGUGAUCUACGAUGUGGACACCCUCUGGAAAGCAGAGAGUGGUUUGGUGUGGAGCCAGUUAACUCCAGGUGCGCCUCUGGCCAAGGAGAUUGGGGUUCAUGUGUUCUACCGCUGUCAGUGCACCACGGUGGAGACCGUGCGAGAGCUUACAGAGUUUGCCAAGUGCAUUCCAGGGUUUGUGGACCUCUUCCUUAAUGACCAGGUGACUUUGUUAAAGUACGGUGUGCACGAGGCUAUUUUUGCCAUGCUGCCAUCUCUCAUGAACAAAGAUGGACUGUUGGUGGCCAAUGGCAAAGGCUUUGUGACACGGGAGUUUCUGCGCAGCUUACGGAAGCCCUUCAGUGAGAUCAUGGAGCCAAAGUUUGAGUUUGCUGUUAAGUUCAAUGCUCUGGAGCUGGAUGACAGUGAUCUGGCCUUGUUUGUUGCUGCCAUUAUUCUCUGUGGAGAUCGUCCCGGGCUAAUGAACGUGAAGCAGGUGGAGCAGAGUCAGGACAACAUCCUCCAGGCCCUGGACCUUCACCUCCACGCAAAUCACUCUGACUCUGUCUACCUCUUCCCAAAACUGCUUCAGAAGAUGGCUGACCUCCGUCAGCUGGUUACAGAGAACGCUCAGCUCGUCCAAAAGAUCAAAAAAACUGAGUCGGAGACCUCGCUCCACCCUCUACUACAGGAGAUCUACAAGGACAUGUAUUAGCAGUCUCCAGCACAAACUGCUUUUAGCAAUACUGUUACAGACUGAAUUUUAUAAUGAAACACUGCAUUCAGUACAAGCACUGUAGUACGGGAUGGAUUUCUAAGGUGCAGAUGAGGCAAAUUCACCUGGUAGUGCUAAUACAAUCAGCAGAGUCUUCGCAGUGUCAGCGUAACCCUCAGCACAGUUAUGCGUGUGUUUGUGUGCGCGUGCAUGUGACGAGCAUCUGGAAUCAUUUGCUGCGAGUCCCAGUUUCCCACAACGGUCACGUAACAGGAAGAAUGAUAUGUUUUCUCAAUGAGGCUGCUCCUGUUUCAUCCUGUUAGCGAAGCUGACCCCAGAGCAGUGUGCAGAGGGAGCUCAUCCUCGCUCCCCUCAGCUCUGUGUUUGUGCUGCAAAGGGAAAGCAUUUCACAUUCUCACACCAGUGGCACCGUUCAAACAAACAAGUGAUUGUAUUGUGUUUUCAGACUUAACUGACGGGAGAGAUGCAGCAGCUGGUAUUUGUUUACAUCAUCAUCAUCAUCAUCAUCAUCAUCAUCAUUAUCACUGACCACCACUUUGCCAUUUGGUAUAAAGAACACAAACUGGGCUGGCUCCAGCAGUGUAGAGCUCUCUCUUAAUGCAGCAAUGUGUGCAAUACCAUUUUGCCAUUUGUCAAUAAAUGUGAGAUCCAGUUUAUUUAGGUUUUGUCUUAAAGCCAUCUAGCCAAGUGUGAACUGUUGGACUGUGCUGCAAAGAUUUUAUUUCUGAAUCUGACACUAUACACGCAUACAUACAUGACCCAUUGAAGUACAAGGGACAGCAUGUUUUCUUUCUUCCUUUUGAUAUCCAAAAUAUAAUGAAUUUACCAUUUAAAUAUAUUUGUUAGGUUAUUCUUUGUAAUUCUGUAACAAAUUAUUUGUAGUUUUUGAUUGUAUUUCUAAGGGCAAAACAUGAAUUUAUCAACUUGUUUCAUAUAUUAGUUCAUAUGUGUUCUUUCAUAUUACAUGCCUGCCUGUUUUAGUUUUAGACUGUACCAAAUAUAUCACCAAGAAUACCAUCAAACCUCUCCCCAAUGAGGAGUUUGGAUUUUAUGGUUUCAUGUGCAGGAAUUACCUUAAGCCAGCAUUUUUAACCAUGUCAUUAUUACUGGGAUACUUGAUGAAAAUUGAACAUCUUCCAAUAUCGUAGGGUGCUUUUGUAUUGGAGAUAGACACGGUCCUAGAUUAAUGCUCUUUUUAUGUACAGGCUGAUGUGUCUUGAAAGGUGAGGCAUAGAGUGUAAAAGCCUUGCGAUACAGUAGCCAGGAUCCAGACGUUUCUAAUCAUUUCUUCCCCUUUUCUGUUGUUACUGUCCCUGCUGGUGUGAGCACAGGUCUCCUCUUUUGCUCUUAUUCUGUCUUGAUCCCUAUCUACCUCUAAUGUAUGAUCUGUGACAUUAUUCCGCUGUCUCAUCUAAUCCUUGACAUAUAUUAUUUUUGCCUUAAAUUCCUGCUACACAUUGAAAUCCUGAUGUUACUGGCUGGUGUGCAGUGUGCCAAGUUGGCAAAGGAGCAAUUACACCAAAAACAGAAAGGAAAAAAAAGAAGUUGAUGUAAGCUACCUCUAUGCCUGUGUAAGUGAUGGACUGACAUAUUUGUUCAAAACUUGAAAUGAUUUCUUCUUAAUGGUCACAUGUAACCUAUCUGCACGUUUAGUUUAGUGAUUUCUCACGUAUAAACUUGAUUAGAAGCGGCAACGGUGAUUUUCUCGGUUUAUUUUUAUUUUAUUUUUUAUUUUGUUGGAAUUUUUUUUUAUCAUGAGGUGGAUCAUACAACUCUUUCAAGUUGCUCCCUGCUGUGAUUGGCGUCCUUCAAUAAACUCUCUGAAUGGAGUGCGUAA
This is a messenger RNA of Pundamilia nyererei, 5409 nucleotides long. Its product is annotated as DEF6 guanine nucleotide exchange factor. Gene Ontology annotation, cellular component: cytoplasm; nucleus. Lineage: Eukaryota; Metazoa; Chordata; Actinopteri; Cichliformes; Cichlidae. The transcript has 18 exons. Gene Ontology annotation, molecular function: zinc ion binding; sequence-specific DNA binding; nuclear receptor activity. The record is from RefSeq and is a predicted model, not a curated record. Gene Ontology annotation, biological process: regulation of DNA-templated transcription. The coding region runs from base 144 to 3551 and encodes 1135 amino acids.